This is a messenger RNA of Cooperia oncophora, 594 nucleotides long. The record is from the annotation of a GenBank genome assembly. Lineage: Eukaryota; Metazoa; Nematoda; Chromadorea; Rhabditida; Trichostrongylidae.
AUGCGUAUGUUCACGCAGUUCUUCGGCUCAGAAGAUCCAUUCAGUGGUAUUUUCGGAAUGGGUGGUGGCCAUGGUCCGAAUAUCUUUUUCAAUAUGGGUGGCGGAGGUAUGGACGAUGGUAUGAAUGGCUUUUCGGCAUUUGGUGGCGGUAUGCCUCAUGGACAUCGAAGAUCAGCUCCCAAGCAGGAUCCUACUGUACAGCACGAGCUACAAGUUAGCCUUGAGGAUAUUUACCAAGGGUGCACGAAGAAAAUGAAAAUCACGAGGAAAGUACUGAAUGCCGACGGUCAUUCAACCAGAGUGGAGGAUAAAGUUUUAACAAUCAACAUUAAACCGGGUUGGAAAAGUGGUACCAAAAUCACUUUCCCGAAAGAAGGAGAUCAACAUCCCGGAAGAGUACCAGCCGACAUUGUUUUCGUCAUUAAGGACAAGCCACAUAAAACGUUCAAAAGGGAAGCAUGCGAUCUACGAUAUACUCAUCGUAUAGCGUUACGAGAUGCUCUCUGUGGAUGCACCGUAGAAGUUCCGACACUUAUGGGUCCACCCACGACGUUAAGGCUCGACAACAUCAAGCCGAAUACAGUAAGAAGGUGA